Sycon ciliatum is the source of this 710-nucleotide messenger RNA. Its product is annotated as adhesion G protein-coupled receptor E2-like. The annotation marks the transcript as partial. The record is from RefSeq and is a predicted model, not a curated record. NCBI's taxonomy places the organism in Eukaryota, Metazoa, Porifera, Calcarea, Leucosolenida, Sycettidae. The transcript has 5 exons. Gene Ontology annotation, molecular function: calcium ion binding.
AGGUGGCUGUUGCAUAGCUUUGUCAUUUUUCCAAAACAGGUGAGUGUUUGCAUUUCCUUGUUCAGACAUGGAUGAGUGUAAUGCUGAUGGUGGUCAUAACUGUGACAGCGAUGCUACUUGUACCAACACUGCUGGAAGUUUUACCUGCGCCUGUAACACUGGGUACAGUGGAAAUGGUACUGUAUGUGAAGACGUGGAUGAGUGUAAUGCUAGUGGUGGUCAUAACUGUCACAGCGAUGCUACUUGUACCAACACUGCUGGAAGUUUUACCUGCGCCUGUAACACUGGGUACAGUGGAAAUGGUACUGUGUGUGAAGACGUGGAUGAGUGUAAUGCUAGUGGUGGUCAUAACUGUGACAGCAAUGCUACUUGUACCAACACUGCUGGAAGUUUUACCUGCGCCUGUAACACUGGGUACAGUGGAAAUGGUACUGUGUGUGAAGACGUGGAUGAGUGUAAUGCUGAUGGUGGUCAUAACUGUGACAGCAAUGCUACUUGUACCAACACUCCUGGAAGUUUUACCUGCGCCUGUAACACUGGGUACAGUGGAAAUGGUACUGUGUGUGAAGACGUGGAUGAGUGUAAUGCUAGUGGUGGGCAUAACUGUCACAGAGAUGCUACUUGUACCAACACUGCUGGAAGUUUUACCUGCGCCUGUAACACUGGGUACAGUGGAAAUGGUACUCUGUGUGAAGGUGAGUUGUAUGCUU